Molecule: messenger RNA, 2473 nt
Organism: Meleagris gallopavo (turkey)
Lineage: Eukaryota; Metazoa; Chordata; Aves; Galliformes; Phasianidae
Source: RefSeq, a predicted model, not a curated record
AUGUUCCAGAGUAUGAAAGAACAGGCAGAGCUAGUGAAAGGGAAUCUGCAAAGCGUUGGCCUCACGCUCCGCCUCGUGCAGUCCAAGGAAGAUGAUGCGGGGCAUGUUGUUAUUGAAACAGUUACACCAAACUCACCUGCAGCAGCUGCUGAUCUACAGAGGGGUGACAGACUCCUAGCCAUUGGCAGUGUUAAAAUCACAUCAACUGUCCAAGUGUUGAAGCUUAUUAGACAGGCUGGGGACAAAGUCUUAGUUUUUUAUGAAAGGCCUGUUGGAUAUAAUCAGCAUGGUUCGGCACUACAGGAUGGAUUUGGACAAUUGGAAGACACUGCUUUCUUGACACAGCAAGAGGACGACCAAGUUAAUGUAUCAGCUGAUGUUGACAGCAGAGAUUUUGAUUCAGAAUUUGAGGACUUAGCAUGUGAAUCACCUGAUCAAAAAGAAGAUACGCCAACAACUCCAAGUCCCAAACGUUCAGUAGUAAUACUUGCUGCUAAACCACUUGGAACCAUAUCUCCAAUUCUGAAUCGAAAACUGCAUUUAGGAAAUUAUCAGACAACAUCUAAAAUGCAACAGAAAGAUGGAGCCAAACUGGCAACACCCAAAGCCUCUGAGAGUUCAGAUGCAUCACAGCUAUCGGGUAAGCAGUCACAAGGUUCUGGUGCUAAGCCUCCUGUACCACCUAGACCACAAAUCAGGCCUACUUUGCCUACUAAUGAAACUCAAAAUCUGUUGGAAUCUGGAAGUGUGUCUUCUGAAAAAAUAGAGAGGCCACCUCCGUCUUCAGGUAAUGGAGACAAAUGUACAGAGAAAGUAGUAAAGAAUAAUGAUCAAACGGAAGACCCAACAUUAUCAAAAGUAGCAAUACCAAAACAAGAUGCAUUAAAAGAUGGAAUUUCAGAAAAUGCACGUGGUCACAAAGAUGGUGGAGAUGAUCAUCGAACUUGGGAAUCACCAGAAAUUCCAUAUCGAGUCCGACAAGGUCGAUGGCCAAAGACAAGAACAUCCUCCUGUCUAUUUGAAGUAGAAGGAUCCCAUAAGUACCUUAAUGUUGCACUGUGGUGCAGAGACCCUUUCAAAGCAGGUGGUUUUAUCUGCUUAGGAUAUGCAAGCAUAAAACUUGAAGAAAUUGCUUUAGACUGUAUAGCUACAUCAUCAAUGGAAUAUGUUAGAACAUUUAAAUUGAGUGCUCCUACACCUAAAGCAGCAGUCACUAGAACGGCGUUGAGGAAUUUGACAACCCAUAAGGGAUUUAAUGAAAAGUUCUGUUAUGGUGAUAUAGCUUUACACUUUAAAUAUUUUAAAGAAGGUGAAGCAGAUGAUUCAAAUUUUCUGCUGGAGAAAGAAAAGGAAUGCCAUCUGGAAGAAGAAGUUAAUGUACUUCAGAAAGAGGAUCCUUACUUGGGACAAAUUGUUCUUACUGAGAACAAGCAUAACUUUCAAGAUACUCAGUUUCAGAAUCCAACUUGGUGUGAUUACUGCAAAAAGGUAUGGACUAAAGCAGCUUCACAGUGUAUGCUCUGUGCUUACGUUUGCCAUAAAAAAUGUCAAGAAAAAUGUCUAGCUGAAACACCCUUCUGUGUAGGAGCUGAAAAGCGACCUGAUCGAACUGCAGGAGGUUGUAGAGCAGAAGGACAGGAAACUUCUCAAGCUGCAUCCAUUCGUGUCGAUUCAGAGUCUAAAUCUGUUAACAGGACUGCAGGUUUGACCAGGCAUAUCAUCAAUACAAGUACUCGUUUGUUAAACCUCCGUCAAGUCCCCAAAGCUCGCCUUUCUGAGCAGGGAACAGAGAUUGUAGAGCCUUCACCAAAGCACACACCAAACACUUCUGAUAAUGAAAGUAGUGAUACUGAAAUUAGCGGUCCAAGUAGUCCUUCAAAACGUGCAUCAGGUAGUGGGAUAAAACUGGUCAGAAAGGAGGGUGGUCUAGAUGACAGUGUCUUCAUUGCAGUUAAAGAAAUUGGGCGUGAUCUCUACAGAAGUCUACCCACAGAGGAACGUUUUCAGAAAUUAGAGUUUAUGUUGGAUAAGUUGCAGAACGAAAUAGACCAGGAGCUGGAAAAUAACAAUUCACUUGUUAAAGAAGAAAAAGAGGCAACUGAGGCAAGGAAAAAAGCGUUGAUUUCUGCUGCGCUGGUUAAAUCAGGUGAAAGACUGCAAGCCCUUACACUGCUGAUGAUCCACUACAGAGCAGGCAUUGAGGAUAUAGAGUCUUUGGAGAGCAUGUCCUCAGACCGGCAGUCUAAAAGAGUGACUAAGGAUUCAGAGGAAGCCAGUAUAGCAGAAGAAGUGGAUAAUGAAGAUAUUGGUCUGACAGAGGCUCCGACAUUCAACAUCAUAUCAGAUGAAUCAGUUGAUCCACCUCAGUCAGUAGACUGAUAUUCACGCUUAGCCUUUGAAGGACCAGACUUAAGCAAAUGCUUUGCACUUAAUUACAGACAUACAGAACGAAUUAAAAUGCUGGUAUAACACA